Molecule: messenger RNA, 1022 nt
Organism: Corylus avellana
Lineage: Eukaryota; Viridiplantae; Streptophyta; Magnoliopsida; Fagales; Betulaceae
Source: RefSeq, a predicted model, not a curated record
UUUGAAAUCUCUGGUGUCAUGUUGAUGCACAUUGCAGAAGCAACACCUAAGACUAUAAUGAGAACGAUGGGAGUAAAAGGGCUCACCCUUUAUCACUUGAAAUCACAUCUUCAGAAAUACCGCUUGGGGAAGCAAUCUUUCAAGGAUUCAAUUGAAAACUCAAAGGAUGCUUCCUGCAUUGCAGAAAGUCAGGAUACUGGUUCAUCUUCGUCACCAUCAUCAAGAAUGAUGGCACAAGAUCUGAAUGAUGGUUUCCAAGUUACUGAGGCAUUGCGAGUACAAAUGGAAGUCCAACGAAGACUGCAUGAGCAGCUGGAGGUGCAGCGUCAUCUACAACUUCGGAUUGAAGCGCAAGGCAAAUACCUGCAGUCAAUACUUGAGAGGGCUUGCAAAGCUCUGAAUGACCAGGCUGCUGAAUCUGCUGGUCUUGAAGCUGCUAGGGAAGAGCUCUCUGAACUGGCAAUCAAGGUUUCCAAUGACUGUCAAGGACUGGCUUCCCUAGAGACCAUGAAAAUGCCCUUCUUGCCCGAAAUUGCUGCAGCUUUAGAGAACAAUAGCACUUCCAAUCUGCCAGCUCGCAUUGGCGACUGCUCUGUGGAAAGCUGCUUGACAUCAACUGGAAGCCCAGUUUCUCCAAUGGCAAUGGGUUUGCAGGCUGCUGCUUUGAAGAAGAGAUCAAGGCCCUUAUUUGGUAAUGGAGAUUCAUUGCCCUUGGAGGGUAACAUGCGGCACGAUAUAGAAUGGAUGAUGACUAAUAUUGGAUGAAUUGUAUGACAUUUCCUUAUUGAAAUGGAAACCUUUUUCUUUUCUUCUUUGUCCAGUAGAUCUUCAUGUUCCAGCCUUUAGUCAACUGUAUCUUCAGUGGUCUGUAUAUUCUUGAGGUAGAUCUUUUAAAUGUGGGAAAUGCCUUAUUUUAUAGCUGGGAAGUACCUUGCUUCACCUGUGACACUAGCAAAAUUAGUUUGCAAUUGACCGCAAUUGAUAUUUGUGCCACAUAGGUGAUGACUGAUCACUGAUGAGUA